Messenger RNA from Naumovozyma dairenensis CBS 421, 1020 nucleotides. Its product is annotated as aldo/keto reductase. Lineage: Eukaryota; Fungi; Ascomycota; Saccharomycetes; Saccharomycetales; Saccharomycetaceae. The transcript has a single exon. The coding region runs from base 1 to 1020 and encodes 339 amino acids. The record is from RefSeq and is a predicted model, not a curated record.
AUGACAAUAAUUAAACAAGUUCAAUUUGGUAACAGUGGUCUUAAGAUCUCUCCAUUAAUCAUUGGUUGCAUGACAUUCGGCUCAACUAAAUGGAAUUCAUGGUUAAUGGAGGAUAAACAGGAGGUUUUCAGGUUGUUAAAAUAUUGUUACGAUCAAGGGUUAAGAACUUUUGAUACCGCAGAUCAAUACAGUAAUGGACAAAGCGAGAGGAUCCUUGGUGAAUUUUUAAGAUUUUAUAAUAUAAAAAGAGAAACCGUUGUCAUAAUGACAAAAAUAUUUUUUGAAGUAGAUGAAACUUUAGAUGUUCCUCAGAGUAUUAAAACUGCUAAUGAUGAAAUUAAAUUAGCUGUGGUCAAUCAAAGGGGGUUAUCAAGAAAACAUAUUAUAGCUGGUGUUUCAAAUAGUUGCGAUAGAUUAGGAACAUAUAUCGAUGUAUUACAAAUACAUAGGUAUGAUCCGGAGACUCCAAUGGAGGAAACCAUGAGGGCAUUGAACGAUGUUAUAAACUCUGGUGAAGUAAGAUAUAUUGGAGCUUCAAGAAUGCUAGCCACUCAAUUUGCUGAGUAUCAAUUCAUCGCUGGCAAAAAUGGUUGGCAUAAAUUUGUUAAUUGGCAAAGCCAAUAUAAUUUACUGUACAGAGAAGAUGAAAGGGAAGUUAUUCCAUUUGCAAAGAGACAUAAUAUUGCAUUGACUCCAUACUCUCCAAAUGCGAAGGGAAUCUUGACUAGACCGUGGGGUUCCUCAACUGAAAGAACUGGAAAAGGUGAUCCUCGUCUAAAAAUGUUGAUGAAAUGCGAUAGGGAAAUAGUUGAAAGAGUGAGACAACUUGCGGAUAGAAAAAACGUCAGUAUGGCCCAAAUUUCACUUUCUUGGAUCCUUCAUAAGGGGUGUUAUCCAAUAAUUGGUGUAAAUAGUAUUCCCCGAGUACAGGAAGCGGUGGUUGCCUUACAAGAACUAUCUUUAUCAUCUGAAGAUAUCUCAUUUUUGGAAGAACCUUAUACUCCGCAUAAGCUUGUGUAA